Messenger RNA from Cetraspora pellucida, 327 nucleotides. NCBI's taxonomy places the organism in Eukaryota, Fungi, Glomeromycota, Glomeromycetes, Diversisporales, Gigasporaceae. The record is from the annotation of a GenBank genome assembly.
AUGCUAUUGGAUAUAAAAAAGUCUAAUCAACUAUUAUUAGAAGAUAUAAUUGAAGGUGGAGUAUCACUUACUUUUGUAGAUUCUCAAAAAUUUAAAAAGUUUGUUUAUUCUAUAAAUAAUACAUAUCAUGUUCCAGCAAGAAAACAACUUUCUAAUAAUAUUCUUGAUGAGAUUUAUUCAAAUACUAAUAUUCAUCAAGAUCAUCUUAUAAAUUUUAUGAUUAUUGAAAAAGAUAGACAAUCAGAACUUAUUAAGAUUAAAGUUAUUCAUGAAGAAAGCCAAAUAGUAAUAGUUAUUUUUAGAGAUUUGGAAAAUAUUUUAUUAUAA